This is a messenger RNA of Hipposideros armiger (great roundleaf bat), 5891 nucleotides long. It is a transcript of the gene ZNF629, whose product is annotated as zinc finger protein 629. The transcript has 3 exons. Gene Ontology annotation, biological process: regulation of transcription by RNA polymerase II. The record is from RefSeq and is a predicted model, not a curated record. NCBI's taxonomy places the organism in Eukaryota, Metazoa, Chordata, Mammalia, Chiroptera, Hipposideridae. Bases 208 to 2820 code for a protein of 870 amino acids. Gene Ontology annotation, molecular function: DNA-binding transcription factor activity, RNA polymerase II-specific; RNA polymerase II transcription regulatory region sequence-specific DNA binding. Gene Ontology annotation, cellular component: nucleus.
CGUCCCAGUCACCCUGAACUGGUCCCCGGGUCCUCAGCCUGGGAUCACCCCUUGAGAAGGACCCCAGCGUCCUCGGCAUCUAGCCCGCCCCCCCAACCCCAGGCAGGGCAUUCAAGGGGUUAAGUCCCCUGGGGCUGGAUUCCACCUUCCGCCUUUCCCAGACCCCAGAGCCGGUCCCUGGAACACUGGGCAGUUGUGAGCUCCGGGAUGGAGCCUGAGGCUGCGCUGUGGGGCCCAGACCUGCGGGGUCCUGAACAGAGCCCCUGCGAUGCUCACAGAGGUGCGGAGAGCGGGAAUGACGAGGACAGCCCUCGGCAGGAAAGUUCUGGGGAGGAGGUCAUCUUGGGAGAUCCAGCUCCGAGUCCAGAAUUCAAGGACCCACCAGAGAUGCCCCUGGAGAGACCCUCCCAGGAUUCCUCAGCUCCCCAGGACCCCCCAACCGCACUGGAUCACUCCAACGCCUUGGACCACCAGACCCCUCUGGAUGCCCCCACCCCCGAGGUUGUCCCCACACCGUCGGAUUGGACCAAGGCUUGUGAGGCCAGUUGGCAGUGGGGGACUCUGACCACGUGGAACAGCCCCUCGGUGGUCCCGGCCAGUGAGCCCAGCCUGCGUGAGCUGGUGCAGGGCCGCCCCUCGGGGACCGAGAAGCCCUACAUCUGCAACGAGUGCGGCAAGAGCUUCAGCCAGUGGUCCAAACUACUGCGACACCAGCGCAUCCACACGGGGGAGCGGCCCAACACCUGCUCCGAGUGCGGCAAGAGCUUCACGCAGAGCUCGCACCUGGUGCAGCACCAGCGCACGCACACGGGCGAGAAGCCGUACAAGUGCCCGGACUGUGGCAAGUGCUUCAGCUGGAGCUCCAACCUGGUGCAGCACCAGCGCACGCACACGGGUGAGAAGCCGUACAAGUGCACCGAGUGCGAGAAGGCCUUCACCCAGAGCACCAACCUCAUCAAGCACCAGCGCUCGCACACGGGCGAGAAGCCCUACAAGUGUGGCGAGUGCCGGCGCGCCUUCUACCGCAGCUCGGACCUCAUCCAGCACCAGGCCACACACACGGGCGAGAAGCCCUACAAGUGCCCCGAGUGCGGGAAGCGCUUCGGCCAGAACCACAACCUCCUCAAGCACCAGAAGAUCCACGCUGGGGAGAAGCCGUAUCGCUGCACCGAGUGCGGCAAGAGCUUCAUCCAGAGCUCAGAGCUGACCCAGCACCAGCGCACGCACACAGGCGAGAAGCCCUACGAGUGCCUGGAGUGCGGCAAGAGCUUUGGCCACAGCUCCACGCUCAUCAAGCACCAGCGGACGCACCUGCGCGAGGACCCCUUCAAGUGCCCGGUGUGCGGCAAGACCUUCACGCUGAGCGCCACGCUGCUGCGCCACCAGCGCACGCACACGGGCGAGCGGCCCUACAAGUGCCCUGAGUGCGGCAAGAGCUUCAGCGUGAGCUCCAACCUCAUCAACCACCAGCGCAUCCACCGCGGUGAGCGGCCCUACAUCUGCGCCGACUGCGGCAAGAGCUUCAUCAUGAGCUCCACGCUCAUUCGCCACCAGCGCAUCCAUACGGGCGAGAAGCCCUACAAGUGCUCCGACUGCGGCAAGAGCUUCAUCCGUAGCUCCCACCUCAUCCAGCAUCGUCGCACCCACACAGGUGAGAAGCCCUACAAGUGCCCCGAGUGCGGCAAGAGCUUCAGCCAGAGCUCGAACCUCAUCACCCAUGUGCGCACCCACAUGGAUGAGAACCUCUUCGUGUGCUCCGACUGCGGGAAGGCCUUCCUAGAGGCGCACGAGCUGGAGCAGCACCGGGUGAUCCACGAAAGAGGGAAGACCCCAGCUCGGAGAGCUCAGGGCGACACUCUCCUGGGGCUUGGGGACCCCGCUAUGCUGACCCCGCCCCCUGGAGCCAAACCACACAAGUGUCUCGUCUGCGGAAAGGGAUUCAACGACGAGGGCAUUUUCAUGCAGCAUCAGAGAAUCCACAUUGGAGAAAACCCCUACAAAAAUUCAGAUGGCCUCACCGCACACCCAGCCCCCAAGCCGCCUCAGUUCAGAUCCCCCAGGCUCCCUUUUGGAGGGAAUUCCUACCCAGGUGCUGCGGAGGGCAGAGCUGACCCCCCGGGGCAGCCCUUCAAAAUGCCUGAUGGGCAGGAGGGCUUCAGCCAAAGGCUGGGCCUGUUGUCCUCCAAGUCCUACAUUUGUUCCCACUGUGGAGAAAGCUUUCUGGAUCGCUCCGUGCUCCUCCAACACCAGCUUACCCACGGCAACGAAAAGCCCUUUCUCUUUCCCGAUUAUAGGAUUGGCUUAGCGGAAGGGGCGGGGCCCAGUCCCUUCCUAAGUGGGAAGCCCUUUAAAUGCCCUGAAUGCAAAAAAAGCUUUGGCCUCAGUUCCGAGCUGCUGCUACACCAGAAAGUCCACGCAGGUGGGAAACCCCAGAAGAGUUCCGAGCUGGGGAAGAGCUCUUCUGUCCUCCUGGAGCACCUCAGGAGCCCCCUGGGGGCCAGACCCUACCGCUGCUCGGAUUGUGGGGCCUCCUUCCUUGAUCGCCUGGCCCUCCUCCGGCACCAGGAGACCCACACCCAAGAAAAGUCCCCCAGACCUGAGGACCCCGUUCCAGAGCCAGCCACCCUGCCCACAUGCCAGGAAGGUGAGGGAGAGGCCCCCAAUCCCACAGGGAGCAGCAGCCAUGGAGAAGGGGAAGCGGAAACCCCCAAAACCCUCUUGGAAGAAAAGCCCUAUUUGUGCCCCGAGUGUGGAGAUGGCUUCACAGAAGUUGCAGCCCUCCUCCUUCAUAGGAGCUGCCACCCAGGGGUUGACCUGUGAAAUGGGUCUGGAGACCAGGGACCUCUCUCCUGAGAGGAACACUGGAUCUCCCCAAAAAAUUAUGUUGGGGGAGGAGGAAAACCCUAUCAGAUUGUAGAGAUGGGGAGGAUGGAGGGCCCUGGGUAAAAAUAGUGCGUUUACAUCAGUGACUAGAAACUAUGAAAUUGUUGGUCGGAACCACUUAUAAUGCAGUAGAGAAAAACUGUUGGGUUAGAAACCCUAUAAAUAUGUAGGAAAAAAGCCCUUUAAGUCUGUAGCAGAAAAACCCUAUAAACCAUAGUGGAUAAAAGCCCUAUUAAUUGUAGGAAGAGGUCCCAAUAUGUCUCUAGGCAACCCUAUAAAACUGUAUCAGAAUCCUUGUAAAACUGUAGGAUCAGGAGGUGCGUGCAGAGAGUGCAGCAAUGGCAUUGGCUUGGGAGGGGCGAUCCUCAGAGGUGCAGAUGGACCUCCCGGGAAUUUGUUCCACAGUGUUCUCUCCCACUGGAGGAGGGGCAGGGCUCCUCCCCACAAGCCUUGGACAGUUAUACCGAGGAAGAUGCUCAGUGGGUAGUGUGGGAAUUGGGUUGACCUGGAAAGGGGAGAAAACAAGAUGGGAGCGAAAUAAUUAGUGAUGAGGAGCCUUCAGACCCACAGAGGAAAAAAGACCCAGGAACUGAGGGGUUUCCUUGGGGAAUGAGGCCACUCUUAGAUGAAUAGUGUUAGAGAAAGAGGCCCACAGAAUUCCUUAUGAGAAAGAAGCCAAAAAUGGGGAAGGAAAAAAAAAAGAUGUCCUGCCUUUUGAAAGGCUUAAGUUUGGGAUACGUACUUUAAGGUAAGACUUCUGGGAAACCACCACAAAAAUUAAGGGAGGUUCUUUGGGGUGUUCUGAGGGAAGAAAACCAAGUGGAGAAACCGAUCAGAUGGAACCCAGGGCUGCCCAGUCCUCCCCCGCCAGGCAGGACGACCUGUCCCCAGCACAGCUGGGGACUUGUGCUCUGAGAGGCCUCCAGGGAUGGAGGGUCCCUCCUACAUUCUCAGGUCUCACUGUCAGGAGGUGUCUCCUGAAAUUGAACUGCCAGUCUUGCUGCCGUGGCAGGCCAUUUCCUCGUAUUCUGUCCUCAGUGGAGAGAACCGCUGCUAGUCGACCUCCAAAGAAUAAAGCCCUUCAGCAACUCGAGGCCUGAGUGUGGCUAAACCCUCCCGACACUGCUCUUUCCCAGGUCAGCGAGAGUCACAUGUAGGUUCUGUGUAGCAAUGAGGGACAGGAAGUGGCCAGAACAGCGAGCUUGGAUUAGCCAGCAACCUGCCUUUCCACAUCAGUCUUUCCUCCGAGCUGAUAGCAUGGCUGCUGGCAGGAUGAGCCAGCCUGCAGAGUGGUGGGUGUCCAAAUACCCCACAGACGGGACUGCGGGUCCUUGAAGAGUAUAUGGAGGCCUGACCACCUUCCUCACCCCGGUAUCUGGAGCUCUCUGAGCUUGUGACAGGCAGGCUAGCCCGAUUGUGGUCUUGGCAAGGGACGGAUUCCACCUACUCGGCUCCUCUCCUCCUUCAUCAGAAACCCUCAGAGGGAAAUGAAAAGAUGAGAACCACAUUUCCUGGCCAGACACACCCCAACGCAGCUACACACUUUCAUGAACCCAGACAAACUUGCUAACAUGACUGGGUGUGUGUGGCAGGGAAAAGAGACAAUUGCUGGAGAAAACUCUUGAAACGUCUGUAACAAGAAUCCCAUCCCCUAACCCUGGAGAUUCUGUCCAGUGCUGGGUCCAAAGGAAGUGCCCACUGACCCCAUGCCGACCCCAGUAAUGCACUGUGGUCCUGGAGUAAGAGAGCUGAGAUGCCAGGUGAGGUGGCCCUUCAGGAGUCAUUCCUCGAGAGGGUGACCCGGAUUCCUACAAACCUAUGGAAGAAUUCUCUGAUCUCAUUGUCUAAAGUUCAAAGGGUGAAAGUCCUUCGCCCAUCAUCUACCCUGCUCCCAAAAGGAUGGCCCUCACAUUCAAAAGAUCGCAGUCUAGAACAUUGUAGGAGGAAAAACCCAGGCCUGCUGGGGAGAAGGAAAAGGCAGGCCGCGUGUGAUUGAGGGGAGACCCUUGUUAACGUCUGCAUGAAAGCCCCACCGGGUGGGAAAGCACUACUGAGGGAGGAGCCUGCCUGCCAAAUCUCUACUGACAAAAGCGCCCACAAAAAGGGGGUGACCCUAAGACUGAGGAAGAGGAGACCAGCCUCCACGUCAAAGCAGAUUUUUUCCCAAGAUGGUAGCAGAAAGAAACUCUAGUUGUAGACAAACCCCUUGUAAAGCUAGCAGCAGAUCCCCUCCGAACAGGUGUGAGGCAUCUGUCUCAGAAGAGACAGCAUCUGGGGGCUCUGGGGCCUUCCGGGGGGGAGGUGGUCGGUGUGGCCAAGGGCCAGCUGCGAGCCUAUCGGGUAUAAGGCACGUAGUAGGAUGCUCGCAUGUUGUAGUAAUGGGUGAUGUGGACACGAUGAGUUGCGGUCUGGCCUUUUGUAGCAAAAAAGGGGCAGAGUCAGAGACCUUAGGGGUAUGACCUCUGUGGUUCACCUCCCCAGAUGGCUUUAGUCAGGAUCUUCCCUCCUGAACAAACUACAUUUUGGGAGGAAUGAAGCAGGGAGCUAGUUGGGGUAGGUGGGAGUGUUGAGACCCUCUGACCAGCUCGGGCAGAGGCCCAGCCUGGAGUGGACGGCUCCAUGAAGGCGUGACUCUUCAGAAUACCCUUCUUAAGAGCCCAGCGGACAGGGUCACAGAGUCAUUGGUGAAAGCAGAGGGAAGAAUAGAAACUGAUCUGAGCUUAGGGUGAAACUUGAAACUGCUAUGGAUAUGGAGGUCAGAUGGGAAUGGGGCAUGAAUCCUGAAUGAUGGGGAAACAUGAAACCGUCGCAACCAAGGGGCGGGGUUCCAUGAUGCCUGCCCCUGAGAUGAGCAGCCCCCAGACUUCUCUGCCCCCAUUAGGGAAGCCCUACUCACCUGACCUGUCCCCCUGGAAUGAUGAGAGGCCCCAGUUUUGAGUGUUGUGUGUUGAUAACAGUGUUGUGUCAGCGGUGGUCAUGUUGAUUAGAAUAAAGGGAAUGAGACUUCC